AUGGCCUUGUGGCGCUCAAUCGGUUUACGUCAGGUCGUUGGCUUUGGAACGAGCGGGCAGCAACUUGCCUGUCGCUAUGUUACAUUCGAUCUUUCAACCCUUCUACAACUCGCUGCCUCGGCGGUCGGAUCGAGAUCAUGCACCCAAGUGUUAAAGAUCUCGGAGGGCCAAUAUAACAAAGUAUUCCAGCUUACCAUGGACGAUGGACGCAUGGUCAUUGCGAUGCUUCCAAAUCCCAAUGCAGGCAGACCACACUUCACGACCGCCAGUGAGGUUGCAACUAUGGACUUUUUGAGGAAUGCUCCGAGCCUUCCUGUUCCGAGAGUGUACGCGUGGAGUUCUCGAGCAUCAGAGAACCCCCUCGGCGCAGAAUAUAUCCUCAUGGAGAAGCAGGCCGGCGUGUUACUAACCGACGUAUGGGACAUCAUUAAAGAAAAGCAGAAAGUCCAAAUCCUGGAUCAAGUUGUUGAUAUUGAAAGGCGCCUCGCAGCUACAAGAUUCUGUAAGUUCGGGUCCUUGCACUAUCAAGACGACCUUCCCGACAACUCCGAUUCUACGUCGGCUCUAUAUUUUGAUUCAAUUGGGAACGAAGUGCGGAGCAAAACGUAUGGCAUUGGACCGAUUAACCACCGUUCUUUCUUUGACUUCGGGAGAGGCGCGCUGAAUAUUGACCGCGGUCCAUGGUCAACAGUCACACAAGUUAUGACGGCGAUUGCGCGGAGGGAAAUUGCAACUGCAAAGGCAGGUCUCCGUGCUUGGCCGCUGUUUAUGCAGGUUGGGCGCCCGGCGUUUCUCGAUUACAAUGGCCCAGUUCCUGAAGAUUUGGGGAAGGUCCCUUUACCACCAAACUUUGACUCCAUAGAUCUAGAUGAACAGCGGAAGGCAAAGGCACUCCAUAGAGCACAGACGCUGCACAACCUCUACUUGGUUCGGUGUCUUCAGGUCAGCGAAACCAUCUUUCAAGUGAUACAGAACCAGAAUACUCUCCGGCACCAAGUCAGAGUCGUUCCGGGAUUAGUCUUGAUGGACUACAAGCCGCUUCACAACAGCCUGUUCUCGGACGAAGAAAUCCAGCAGCAGGAUCAGGAUGGCGCGCUAUGGGCCCAAGGGGUUGAGCUCAUGGAUGUAUUGGUGGGCGACACUGGCUGUUUUUAA
Messenger RNA from Aspergillus bombycis, 1155 nucleotides. RefSeq lists its product as uncharacterized. The transcript has 5 exons. Gene Ontology annotation, cellular component: mitochondrion. Lineage: Eukaryota; Fungi; Ascomycota; Eurotiomycetes; Eurotiales; Aspergillaceae. The record is from RefSeq and is a predicted model, not a curated record. The coding region runs from base 1 to 1155 and encodes 384 amino acids.